Pistacia vera is the source of this 1463-nucleotide messenger RNA. Its product is annotated as probable E3 ubiquitin-protein ligase RHC1A. The transcript is spliced from 2 exons. Gene Ontology annotation, molecular function: ubiquitin protein ligase activity. The record is from RefSeq and is a predicted model, not a curated record. Gene Ontology annotation, biological process: protein ubiquitination. Gene Ontology annotation, cellular component: cytoplasm. Lineage: Eukaryota; Viridiplantae; Streptophyta; Magnoliopsida; Sapindales; Anacardiaceae. The coding region runs from base 263 to 1195 and encodes 310 amino acids.
UCUCUAGAAAUGAAGCAAAGUCUUAUCUGGAAACAAAAAUAUUAAAAGCUAAAAAAAUUUAUAAUAAAUAAAUUUAAAAAAUAAUCUCAAAUUUUACAUUUAGGGUUUCUCUCUCCCCCUUUAGCUUUCAUAAUUGUUGUAAAUUCCUCUCGAUCUUCUUGAGCCAGUAUGCUGAGAAAAUAGUUGAACAGCGAGGAAGUUUUGGGGACAAGUUUUUGUUUCAGACUUCUGAGAGUUUACAAAGGGAGAAAGAGAGGAGAGAAUGUCAAGUGGCAGAAACACCCACUGGUGUUACAGCUGCAGGAGGCCAGUUCGUCUUCAAGGGCGAGAUCCAUGUUGCCUGUACUGUAGUGGAGGCUUUGUUCAAGAGCUUGACGAUAUGGUGCACAUCAGCCCAUUGGAUUUCUUUGGGUUGGACAGUGAUGAAGAACGUGACCAGAGGUUUGGUCUUAUGGAAGCUUUCUCAGCCUUCAUGAGGCAGCGAAUGGCUGAUAGACAUAACCAUGAUAUCAGGGGUAGAUCUGAUUCAAUUAAUGAACAUGGCCAGGGCUUUGGACCUUUGUUGAUAUUUGGUGGCCAAAUUCCUUUUAGAUUGUCUGGAAAUGGUGGGUUUGAAGCACUUUUUGGUGGGGCUCCGGGCAUUGGUUUUGCACGGGGUAAUGCUGGCGAUUAUUUUAUAGGUCCUGGACUAGAAGAACUUUUUGAGCAACUUUCAGCUAACGAUCGACGGGGCCCUCCUCCUGCAGCCCAAUCUUCAAUCAAUGCUAUGCCGACUGUUAAGAUCACACAGAGGCAUCUUCGUUCUGAUUCACACUGUCCUGUCUGCAAAGACAAAUUUGAGCUUGGUUCAGAAGCGAGACAAAUGCCAUGUAACCAUAUAUACCAUUCAGAUUGUAUUGUUCCAUGGUUAGUGCAGCACAAUUCAUGCCCUGUUUGCCGCCAGGAAUUACCAGCACAAGGAUCGAGUAGCAGUCGUAGUAGUCAUCAUAGCUCAAUUGGUCCAAGUCGAAGCAGCAGUUUUGGUGGCAAUGCCAGUGGAAGGGAGAAUCAAGGAAGACGGAAUAUAUUCUCUAAUUUCUGGCCAUUUCGCUCAUCAAGUUCUAGCUCAAACCAUAAUGGAACAGCCGGAAGCAGCUCACAAGCAAUGCAUGAGAAUAACCACCAGAUGGGGUACACUGGAUGGCCUUUUGAUUAAGCUCUUAUGUUAGAGGAACACAAUUUGCUGCUUGUUGUGAUCAUAACUCAGUGGCUCCAAUUAUAUACUGAAUCAUUGAUUAGGAGCAGCAUUGGUUUGAGACAUGAAAUUUACCAGUCUGGUGUGUUUACUUAAAAGUGAUUUGAGUGUCAUAUUGUGCAUCUUUUAUGUAAAUCACUCUUUUUUCUUCUUUGUUGAAUUACUGUGCCUUUUCAAUUGUAUUUGCCGUCCUAUUAUAUGCCUAAAUAAUUUCUCCUUGUAACAUUCA